GAAUAUACAGUUUGUGGUUUUAGGUUUCGCGACUUCCAAAACAAGAAAUAAAUAAAAUAAAAUAAAAGAAUCUGGCCUAAUGGCAGACUCCCGCCUUACGGGCGCCUACAACUACAAGACUUUACUAUGCACCGACAUACCUGAACUGUUCCUUGACAAACAUGUUGCGCGCUCGCAUUUUGGACGCUUUGGAACCCUCAUGAACUUUGUGUUGCGUCCGCGACGGAUGACCUGCACGGUGAGCUAUGCCACCGAGGCGGAGGCGGAACGGGCGCUGAUCGAGGGCGGCGUAUACAACGGCCAUCAGUUCCACAUGUCGUAUGCGGAGAGAGAGUCGGCUCCGGCCCAGAAGACCGAGGAAUGGGUAGAUCCCGAUGUGCAGGCGGAGCUCAGUGCCCUGACGGCGGGCUGGCGGAGCGAGUAUCCGACGCAACAGAGUAAGCACUCAGGGAAAUCGAGCUCUGGUCUCGCCCAAGCUCCACAAGCUUCCACCGGCGCCCCCGCCACCGCUAGCAAUCCCUCCAGGCAUAAUCCUUCUCUAGCUUCGGGUAGAGAACGUCCGAGUGCCCAAUUCAAGGAGCUGGAGGCGGUGAUGAGUCGGCCAGCGCAUACAAGUGAGGAAAAGUACCGAGUGCUCGAUGCACGCGACAAGCUGCUGCGUUUGAAGCGUAAUCAGAAGCAACAGCUGCACGUUCAGAGCUCGGUGGGAGCAACGCAGGGCCACUGUCCGGACAUGUGCCCGGAGAAGGAGCGACUGCUGCGCGAAUUUCAGCGCCAGGUGGCCGUUUAUGAGCUGCAACCGGGCUCCGAUGAUCGUAUUUGCCACGAGAGAGCACUGAAGCAGUAUUCACGAAGCAGUGCCGACCAGGAGACGCCGCUGCCCCACGAGCUGCGCACGGAAGCAGCUCUGCACAUGACCAUGGCUUACCUGAUGCACGAGAUAAUGGAUAACAGUCACAAUUUGGGCGAUUGGUUUCACUUUGUCUGGGACCGCACACGCUCGAUCCGGAAAGAGAUCACCCAGCAGGAACUGUGCUCUCUGGGUGCCGUCAAAUUGGUGGAGCAAUGCGCCCGCUUUCACAUCCACUGUGCCGCCCGACUAGUCGCCGAGGAUCCGAGUGUUUUCGACUCCAAGAUCAAUGCCGAGAAUCUAACGAAAUGCCUGCAAACACUGAAGUACAUGUACCACGACCUCAGGCUGAAGGGCGUCCAGUGUCCAUGUGAAGCGGAGUUCCGUGGAUACAUUAUUCUACUUAAUCUGGGAGAUGCCAACUUUCUGUGGGACAUUGGUCAACUGCCCGCCGACGUGCAGGGAUGCCCGGAAGUGUGCCAGGCCAUAGAGUACUAUCUGGCUCUCCAGGACACAAACUUUGUUCGAUUCUUUCAGUUAGUUCGCGCCGAGGAGACUAGCUAUCUGAGCGCCUGCAUCCUGAUCACGUACUUCACACGCUUGCGUGUUCUGGCCCUGCAUCGCCUUAUCCAGUCCUACAGGGCGCCGAGAAAGAACGAAGUGUCCUCGCUGCCACUACCGUAUGUCUCCGAAAUGCUGUGCUUUGGCAGCGAUCAGGUGUCGGCCGCGCAUUUCGUUGAGCACUACGGUUUGGAGGUGAAUGAGUCGGGUCGAGUGGCCUUGACCAGAAUGCAUACGACGGAGGCGGACUACAAGCUGCCACGACAGCUAGAGCUUGUGGAAUCCAAAAGGCGGCAGACCGUCGGCGAGUGCAUCUGCGGAGAGCCAUUGCCGCCGCGCUCCCUAUACCUAGGCCAUCGUCCGCAUAAUAGCUUUAACGAGCAUUCCGUGCUCAAAAGCAUCGCCUGGUCUGCCAAAGAUCAGCUGCCUGAAGUACAGCAACAGCAGCAGCAUCAUCAAGAGGAGCAACAGCAUCAGCAAGAGCUACAUCAGAAUCAGCAGCAGCAACGUCAGCAACAGCUAGCAGAGUUACAGCGGCCACAGGCUCAGAACGAUAACUUCUUUAAAGUACCAAUGCAGCCUGGUGGAACGAGCGCUGCAAAUUUUACUUUCGCCCUGCCCAAGCCGCGUGGCCAGGAACUGCUUCAGCUGGCGGUGGAGCAGCAGCAAAUGCAGCGGGACCAGGAAGCCAAGCAUCAGGCGCUACAGCAGGCUAUUGCCGUGGCCAAGAAGCGGGAGGCCGAACUGAUGGCCAUCCACGAGGCCAAGGUGGCCGAGGCUGAGCGAGUGCGAGAGGAAAAGUUAAAGAAACGCCUGGAGGCCGAGGCUGAGCGGAUGCGAGAGGAAAAGCUAAAGAAGGAGGAGGCCGAGCGGCAGCGUCAGCAGCAGGAAAAAGAGCUCAAAAGGCAACGACGUCAAUGGGAAAGGGAGCGUCAAGAGAAGCUAAAGGAAGAACGCCUGCGGAAGCAGCAGGAAAGAGAGACGCGCCUAGAGCAACAGAGCUUGGACUCUUAUCAGACGUUAUUUCCUGAAAUACUGGCCGAAAUCUGCAGGCAGGAGUUGCAGCUGCAUAACGAAGCUUGUCGCACCAUUGACUCCAUGGUGGAAGAAAUCGUUCGCAAAGUGGCGAAGGAGGAGAUGCAGAAAUCACUUUACGAACUAGGUAUCCAGCGGAAGUUCUGGCAGCGAUGGCGCAAUUACCGCCGCGUGCAGCAGCAGAAGGACACACUGUUUAAUCAGCUGCCAUUGAGCUUUGCUGCGGACAGGCCCGAGCUCCUGAUGAAUGAGCGCUCCGUGGCUGACUCGCUGCGAAUGAUCAGGCGCUAUAGGCAAGGUCUUGCUUGCGAUUAUGGCAGCCUGCUAGCCGGUCGUGAGCAGCACAGCUGGCUGAAGCUAGACCUGUGGCGGGUGCUGAACGAGUGUCUGCCGCAGACGCCGCCGGGUGCCACGCGCUUCUACAAGCUCCUCCUGCUUAGUAAUCCAAGCCACCCUAAUGGCCAACACUUGGACUAUGACUUGGACAUGGGACUGCUGCAGCAACCGCUUUCGCAGGAGGCCUGCGUCAAGCCCGAGCAGGGCAUCUAUAUCAGGGCACUGCAUCAGGGUGUAGCCUUGAGUGUUGUCAAAGUAAAUGCUGAUUUCCAUGAUGUGCGAACCGUGAAAUUUGCGGAGCAAGCGGACAGCAUUAUUUGCCUAGCCGGAGUCACAGAACUUAGCCAUAUAUUGCCGCAUCUUGGGCAGCUAAUCCGCAAGAGCCAAUGUCCCGACGUGGCCUUCAUUCUCCAGCAUUCCGGCCAGGAGUGGCAGGAGCCUCAGUUGCCGCUCAAGGACUUGGGUGUCCGCCAAGCGAGGAUCUUCCCAUUGCGUCAAGGGCCGUGCAGUAGAGAGCACUUGAUGAAGAAAUUUGAGGCCUCUGUUCGGUUCUUGGCCAAAGCCAGUGUCUCGCGGAAAAGUUUAGCGACCCAGCAGCUCCAUCAGUCGGAGACGCGAGAGUUCCUCAUUGCCCACCUCGGACAGGAGCUCUUUUCCCGCCUGAAGGACGCCGCCAAGCAAGAUCGAGCCGUACGAAGGAGAUGCCAGAGGGGACCACAGUAUUGUGUGGAAUUGUAUAACGAGGCGGUGCGUCGCCUGCAGUUAGUGGUUGGCGAGGAUCUUGACGACUGUCCCCGCUUUCCCGAUGACCUGCGCGUCUUUGUGGAUCCAGGCACAAUGCGUGGCCUGUCCACCGAUCGACAGGAGUUCUUCGAGCCAGGAUGGCACGAUCCAAGUCGACGUCAACGGAUCGUACAGUUGCUGGAACUCAGUAAGCUGCCCAAGAUGCCACCACUGCCGCCGAUGAACCUGGUGGAGAAUUAUUGCCAGUGGGUACUGGACUAUGUCCAGCUCAGUCAGCAAGAGGACCUGGUCGAAUCCAUUGCCGUGCAGGCUACCAAUUUAUUGGAGGAAGAGGAGGCCAGCAACGAGGUUGGAUACUUUGACUUUGUUGCAUUGCUGGCAAACGAAAGACUUCAGUAUAUUUUACAUCGGGAGCUGGAAUUGCCCAACGGCAUAAUCUUCAGAGUUAACACACUAAAGAACUCCUUCCUCAGUGGCUGGUAUUACGACUUCCAGGCGCAUCUAGAAGAAGAUCUGCAGGCGUAUGAGCAACAUGAUGGCGAUGGAGAUCUGGAUAAGUCCACAGAUGAGCAGGAACAAAUGGAGCAGGAACUGGAGGGUCCCAAUGAUAAGCUGGACUUUCAGAAGAUUAUGGAACAAGCGGAAGCACUCUUGAAGAAACGAUACAAACGUCAAGCCCUCCGGGAUGUGACCGGACCGUCGACAUCAAAGCAGAAUACAAACGAUUCCCCUUGUAAAAGAGCCGCGGGACAUAAAAAGAAGCGCCAGCGGCUAAGCUGAUUGUAUAUCGAUUAUCAAUUGUCAUGAUUAGGUUAAUAGAUGUGAAAAAGAGCGAGACAGCAUAGUCUUCAGAAAAUUAUUUUGUUUUAAAAUUGUCCUAAAUUGUAAAAUUUUUUUUAAUAAAAUCUUUGUCAAUCCGUAAAAAUGCUGUGCUCUUUGUUCUACAGGUUCUUUCCAUAUUUACAAAUUAUGUGUUUUUACAAAGAAAACAAGAAAGGAAAUUAACUUCGGGAUGCCGAAGUUUAUAUACCCUUGCUGUUUGCAAUUUGAGUUAUAGGAUCAAGUCAAAAAUCACUCAUAACUAAGC
This is a messenger RNA of Drosophila serrata, 4613 nucleotides long. RefSeq names its product RRM_XMAS2 and SAC3_GANP domain-containing protein xmas (gene xmas). Gene Ontology annotation, biological process: mRNA export from nucleus. Gene Ontology annotation, cellular component: nucleus; transcription export complex 2; cytoplasm. The record is from RefSeq and is a predicted model, not a curated record. Gene Ontology annotation, molecular function: RNA binding. Lineage: Eukaryota; Metazoa; Arthropoda; Insecta; Diptera; Drosophilidae.